Sceloporus undulatus (fence lizard) is the source of this 960-nucleotide messenger RNA. Its product is annotated as olfactory receptor 1G1-like. The record is from RefSeq and is a predicted model, not a curated record. Gene Ontology annotation, cellular component: membrane. The transcript has a single exon. Gene Ontology annotation, biological process: G protein-coupled receptor signaling pathway. Gene Ontology annotation, molecular function: G protein-coupled receptor activity; olfactory receptor activity. Bases 1 to 960 code for a protein of 319 amino acids. Lineage: Eukaryota; Metazoa; Chordata; Lepidosauria; Squamata; Phrynosomatidae.
AUGGACAAUCAAAAUCAGACAACCAUUGUAACAUCUUUUGUGCUCUUGGGAUUUUCAUACAACCCAACAAUGCAGGUUUUCCUUUUCUUGAUAUUCUCCUUUAUGUAUGUCAUAACUGUGUUGGGGAAUACUAUGAUUGUGAUGGUAAUAAAGGGAAGCAGUAAUCUCCAUAGUCCUAUGUACUUCUUCCUUAGUCAUCUGGCCUUUCUUGAUAUCUGCUUUUCUUCUGUCACUGUGCCAAAGCUGCUACUGAUUUUCUCUCUAAGCCAUGCAAUUUCAUAUAAUGGAUGUCUCACCCAGAUGUUUUUUAUCAUUCUUACAGCUGGCUCUGAAGCAUACCUUCUGGCAGCAAUGGCUUAUGACCGAUUUGUUGCCAUCUGCAAGCCUCUGCAUUAUGUACAAAUAAUGAGCACAUCAUUUUGUAGAUGGUUGGUAGUGGGUGCAUGGACAAUAGGGUUUGGAUAUGCCAUGGUAAAUACAUUACCUGUACUGAAGCUAUCUUUCUGUGGAUCAAAUAUUAUCAGGCACUUCAGCUGUGAGUUUCCAUCUGUCCUGGCCUUAUCUUGCACAGACACUUUCCUGAAUGCAAUGACACUUCUCACAACAGGUGGCGCAGUAGGGGCUUCUUCAUUCUUUAUUAUUCUGUUGUCCUAUAUCCGCAUUAUUUCUACUAUCCUGAAGAUGCAUUCAGCAGAAGCUAAAAGAAAAACUUUCUCUACUUGUAGUUCUCAUCUUAUUGUUGUUAUCUUGUACUAUGGAUCAGGCUUGUUUAGAUACAUGAGGCCUAAAACAGCUUCCUCUGCAAUUAUGGAUACACUCUUUUCCAUUCAAUAUAGCAUUUCAACACCCAUGUUAAACCCCAUUAUCUACAGCUUUAAGACCAGAGAAGUAAAGGAAGCCAUCAAGAAACUAAUGAGGUGUAAACCAUUGAUUUCUCCUACUAAUGCGGUUUUAUAUUGA